AUGGGCCCGCAAGAGGGAGGCGCGCCCGCCGCCGCCGGCAGCCCUUCUUCGACGACUCUGCUGCAGAGCACGAACCUCACCCUCCGCACCCUCCCCGCCAACUCGUACCUCGUCCACGCCACCAACUGCCUCGGCGUCUGGGGCUUCGGCAUCGCCGCCGAGCUGGGCCGCAUGUACCCCGCCGCGCGCAAGGAGUACGAAGAAUUCUGCCGCGCCGCCGCCGAGAACGCGUCGCAGCGGUGGCCGCCCCGCGACGCGCUCAUCGGCAGGUGUCUCGUCAUCCCGCCGCAGGAGAGCGACGUCGCGAAGGGCUCGCCGCGCGUGUCCAUCGUCUGCCUCUUCACGAGCCACGGGUACGGGCGCGCGAGCAAGGUCUCGGGCAAGCCUGGGCGCGACAGCCCGAGUGCGAUCCUGGCCGCGACGAGGCGGGCGCUGGUCGGUUUCAGGGAGCAGCUGGAUGCGGAGAGGGGGAGGGCGGAGGGCUGUCUGGUGUACUCGCCAUUUUUCAAUGCUGGGGCUUUCAAGGUGCCGUGGGAGAAGACGGCGAGGGUGAUUGAGGAGGAAUUCAAGGGGUGGGGUGGGAAGUGGCUUGUGCUGACACCGCCGAAGUGA
Thyridium curvatum is the source of this 612-nucleotide messenger RNA. RefSeq lists its product as uncharacterized. The transcript has a single exon. The record is from RefSeq and is a predicted model, not a curated record. Bases 1 to 612 code for a protein of 203 amino acids. NCBI's taxonomy places the organism in Eukaryota, Fungi, Ascomycota, Sordariomycetes, Thyridiales, Thyridiaceae.